Ostreococcus tauri is the source of this 1134-nucleotide messenger RNA. RefSeq names its product Actin/actin-like conserved site. The record is from RefSeq and is a predicted model, not a curated record. Lineage: Eukaryota; Viridiplantae; Chlorophyta; Mamiellophyceae; Mamiellales; Bathycoccaceae. The transcript has a single exon. Bases 1 to 1134 code for a protein of 377 amino acids.
AUGGCGGACGAAGGUGAAGUCUCCGCGCUCGUGUGCGAUAACGGCUCCGGGAUGGUCAAAGCCGGCUUCGCGGGCGACGACGCCCCGAAGGCGGUGUUUCCGUCCAUCGUCGGGCGACCGCGACACCACGGUGUGAUGGUGGGCAUGGGUCAGAAGGAUUGCUACGUCGGCGAUGAGGCGCAGAGCAAGCGCGGGAUCCUCACGCUCAAGUACCCGCUCGAGCACGGCAUCGUCACCAACUGGGACGACAUGGAGAAGAUCUGGCACCACACGUUUUACAACGAACUUCGCGUCGACCCGGCCGAGCACCCGGUCCUCUUGACCGAGGCGCCGAUGAAUCCAAAGGCUAACCGCGAGAAGAUGUGCCAAAUCAUGUUUGAGACGUUCAACGUUCCGGCGAUGUACGUGUCCAUCCAAGCCGUCUUGUCGCUCUACGCCUCGGGCCGUACGACCGGUAUCGUACUCGAUUGCGGCGACGGCGUCUCGCACACCGUGCCCAUUUACGAAGGUUACGCGCUUCCGCACGCGAUCCUUCGUCUCGACCUCGCCGGUCGCGACUUGACGGAUUACAUGGUGAAGAUCUUGACCGAGCGCGGACACUCGUUCACGACGUCGGCGGAACGCGAAAUCGUUCGCGAUAUCAAGGAGAAGCUCGCGUACGUCGCGCUUGAUUUCGAGGAGGAAAUGGCCACGAGCCAAAGCUCGUCAUCCAUCGAAAAGUCUUACGAGCUUCCGGAUGGACAAAUGAUCACCAUCGGCAGCGAGCGUUUCCGCUGUCCCGAGGUGCUCUUCCAACCGAGCCUCAUCGGCAUGGAAAACCCGGGCAUCCACGAGACGACGUACAACUCCAUCAUGCGAUGCGAUGUCGACAUCAGACGCGAUCUGUACGCCAACAUCGUCUUGUCCGGCGGUACCACCAUGUUCCCGGGUAUCGCCGACCGCAUCUCCAAGGAGCUCACCGCUCUCGCGCCGUCGUCUAUGAAGAUCAAGGUUGUCGCGCCGCACGAGCGCAAGUACUCCGUGUGGAUCGGUGGCUCCAUCCUCGCUUCCCUGUCCACGUUCCAACAAAUGUGGAUCGCGAAGAGUGAGUACAACGAAGCUGGCCCGUCCAUCGUGCACAGAAAGUGCUUCUAG